AGAUCAAAUCAUUUGAAACCUUGAGACUCUUUCUCCUUUGCUUGGAAGGAACCACCAGAAAUAGUUGCAGGUGCUAAUUGCCCAUUAUUCUCACUAAUGUGAAUUUGUUAAUUGGGAUCCUUGAAUAUUUUACUUGCUUGAAGCCUGACCAGAGGAGCUCAAGAUGGAAGGACUGUGCAGUGUCUCACUUCCCACCGUGCCCUUUGGGGUCCCUUCCAAUGCCUGAAUGGUUCUUCCUCGAGUCACUUACGCUGAGAAGAGGGGUCCAGGCUGCAAAAUCUUCCAACAUCUCACAUUACGAAGAUGGCAAUGCUGAAAGUCAAAUUCAAUCAGAAGAAACGGGUAAAACUAGCACAGGGACUAUGGCUCAUGAACUGGUUUUCAGUGUUUGCUGGAAUCCUUGUCUUUAGCAUGGGAUUAUUCCUCAAAAUUGAACUCCGGAAGCGAAGCGAAGUGAUGGACAAUUCUGAAAGCCACUUUGUGCCCAAUUCUUUGAUAGUGAUGGGUAUAUUAUCCUGCGCCUUCAAUGGUUUUGCUGGCAAAAUUUGUCACGAUUCUCUGGAUCCCACUAAGUUUGCCAAGUGGAAGCCUUUGCUGAAACCUUACAUGGCACUGUGCUGCUUCUUCAACAUCCUGAUUUUCUUGGUUGCUCUGAUCUGCUUUCUCAUGCGGGGCUCCCUGGACAGCACGCUGGCCCAGGGGCUCAAGAACGGCAUGAAGUUCUACCGGGACACAGACACCCCUGGAAGGUGCUUCAUGAAGAAGACCAUCGACAUGCUCCAGAUCGAGUUCAAGUGCUGUGGGAACAACGGCUUCAGAGAUUGGUUUGAAAUUCAGUGGAUCAGCAACAGAUAUCUGGACUUCAGCUCCAAGGAAGUGAAAGAUCGGAUCAAAAGCAACGUGGACGGGAGGUACUUGGUGGAUGGUGUCCCUUUCAGCUGCUGCAACCCCAGCUCCCCGAGACCCUGUAUCCAGUACCAGGUCACCAACAACUCAGCUCACUACAGCUACGACUACCAAACCGAGGAGCUCAACCUCUGGCUCCGGGGCUGCCGGGAAGCCCUCCUGCACUACUACAGCAGCAUGAUGAGCUCCAUGGGUGCCGUUGUCCUUCUUGUCUGGCUUUUUGAGAUAUCAGUGAUGGUCGGCUUGCGGCUCCUGCACACCUCUCUGGAGAGCAUUGCAAACCCUGAAGACCCUGAGUGCGAAAGCGAAGGCUGGAUCCUGGAGAACAGCCUGAAGGACACUUUGAAGUCCGCGCUGGAGAGUUUGAAAAAGAUUGGUAAGUUCAAUCAGGUGGAAGCAGACGCCGAAGGGGCCGGAGGAGAGGAAGGUGGGAAGACACAAACCGUCGCAACAGUCAGUUGA
Messenger RNA from Chaetura pelagica (chimney swift), 1368 nucleotides. RefSeq names its product peripherin 2 (retinal degeneration, slow) (gene PRPH2). Lineage: Eukaryota; Metazoa; Chordata; Aves; Apodiformes; Apodidae. The record is from RefSeq and is a predicted model, not a curated record. The transcript has 3 exons. Gene Ontology annotation, biological process: visual perception. Bases 304 to 1368 code for a protein of 354 amino acids. Gene Ontology annotation, cellular component: membrane.